Molecule: messenger RNA, 6086 nt
Organism: Trachemys scripta elegans
Lineage: Eukaryota; Metazoa; Chordata; Testudines; Emydidae
Gene: SLC33A1
Product: solute carrier family 33 member 1
Exons: 6
Coding region: 581-2227 (548 amino acids)
Cellular component (GO): membrane
Molecular function (GO): acetyl-CoA transmembrane transporter activity
Source: RefSeq, a predicted model, not a curated record
AGGACGGACCCAACCGGGCAGGGGAGCCGGAAGUACUGCGCUGAAGCCCAUUGAUAGCACGCGGGAGGGCUUGGUGAGCAGCAAGCGGCCGGUGCCGGACGGGAGCGGGGCGACUCCUCCGCGAAGAUCCCGCGUUAGGCGAGAGGAGCCGUAAAGGGGAGCGACCCCCCCGCGCGUAGUCGCUGACCGACCUCUUUCCCCCGCCCCCCGGCGGAGCGGUGGCCCCCUCGCAGCGCAUACACUUCCCGGCAAGGGGAAGAGCUGAACUUCCUGUGCUUUCUCGCCACGAAAGAGGUGACCCACGGAGUGAAGACUUGAUCCCCCCAAGCCUGGCGAGCAGCGGGCACUGAAACUCCCCUGCUCUGUGGUGGGGAAAGCUGAGCAGCCCCCUGCCUUGAAAGCCUGUGCCGGGGCGCGAGGAGAGUUGCGUAUGCCCAUCCCGCGCUGGCCUGCGGUGGGCAGAGCUGGGAACUUGCGUCCCAAGUGACUUGCAGUGGGCAGGAGCUGCUCUUUGCCAUUGUAAGAUUGUUGGGGAACAGUGGAUCCCCUGUCCAAAAAAAAUCCGGACUUCGUGUGCAACAUGAGCCCAACCAUCUCUUACAAGGACAGCAGCCGGCAGCGCCGGCCUGGCAGCUACCAGCAGUCCAUGGACAUGGAGAUCAAACCUCCACCACCAGCUCUGUACAUGGAUAAUCACACUGAAAGACUAGGAGAAGAUGACACAGAGGCACUGCUCCAGGAGCAUAACUCACCAUCCUACAUGGUGCCCCGGGGAUAUCGGGCAGAACUGGGUAGUAUCCUGCUCCUCCUUUUUCUCUAUGUACUACAGGGUAUCCCAUUGGGGCUGGCAGGCAGCAUCCCACUCAUCUUACAGAGCAAGAAUGUCAGCUAUAAGGACCAGGCUUUUUUCAGCUUUGUCUUUUGGCCUUUCAGUCUCAAGCUGCUCUGGGCCCCAUUGGUGGAUGCAGUCUAUUUCAAGAGCUUUGGCCGCCGCAAGUCCUGGCUUGUGCCCACUCAGUACAUCCUGGGGUUUUUUAUGAUGUACCUGUCCACACAGGUAGACUUCCUGUUAGGCGAUGUGGAGGGCAAGAGUCCUGAUGUGGUGGCCCUCACCGUGACUUUCUUUUUGUUUGAGUUCCUGGCUGCCACACAGGACAUUGCUGUGGAUGGCUGGGCACUGACUAUGUUGUCACGGGAAAAUGUGGGCUAUGCUUCCACUUGUAACUCUGUUGGCCAAACAGCUGGUUAUUUUUUGGGAAAUGUCUUGUUCUUGGCCCUUGAAUCUGCCUCCUUCUGUAACAAAUAUUUGCGGUUUCAACCUCAACCCAAAGGAAUUGUUACCCUUUCAGAUUUCCUAUUUUUCUGGGGAGCUGUCUUCUUAAUAACUACUACUUUAGUGGCCCUCUUGAAAAAGGAAAACAAGGAAGUAACACCAUCAAAAGAAGAAACAAAAGGCAUCACUGAUACAUACAAACUGCUCUUCUCGAUAGUAAGAAUGCCAGCAGUUCUUACUUUCUGUGUCCUGAUUUUAACAGCAAAAGUUGGCUUCUCAGCAGCGGAUGCAGUAACAGGACUUAAAUUGGUGGAAGAAGGAGUACCUAAAGAACACUUAGCUCUACUAGCUGUUCCAAUAGUACCUUUACAGAUAAUAUUGCCUCUGAUCAUCAGCAAAUACACAGCAGGUCCACAGCCACUGAACACAUUUUACAAAGCUAUGCCUUUUAGGUUACUGAUAGGCUUGGGAUUUGCUCUUUUGGUUUGGUGGACUCCUAAAGUACAACAUGAAGGAGGAUUUCCUAUCUAUUACUAUAUUGUGGUGUUGCUGAGUUAUGCUUUACAUCAGAUUACGUUGUACAGCAUGUAUGUUGCUAUAAUGGCUUUCAAUGCCAAAGUUAGUGAUCCACUGAUUGGAGGAACAUAUAUGACACUUCUAAAUACUGUGUCGAAUCUGGGAGGAAACUGGCCCGCCACGGUAGCUCUUUGGCUUGUUGAUCCACUUACAGUGAAAGAGUGUAUAGGCGCACAGGAACAGAGUUGUGGAACUACAGCUGCUGCAGAACUCUGUACAAAACUUGGUGGCUCUUGUGUUACGACCCUGGAUGGUUAUUAUGUAGAAUCCAUAAUAUGCGUUGCUCUGGGAUUUGUCUGGUGGUUCCUUCUUGGGCCAAAACUUAAAAAGCUGCAAGAUGAAGGACAAUCUUCAUGGAAAUGCAAGAGGACCAAUUGAUGUAAUUUAAAUACUGGAUGGAACUAGCAAGUUGUUAGAGCUUAGUUUUAAUGCAGAGACAUUUCAUACUCAUUAAACAGGAGUAUACAUAUUUUUAAAAUGCCAAAUGGUUGGGAAAACUAAGACCACUAAAUGUGGCAUUUGUGUAUGUAAUACCAUUUGCUCUAUGUGAAAAUCUAGUUAAGGUCAGAAAAGUAAUUCUCAAAAAUGGCAAGUUUGUACUACACAUUUAUGUCCUCUAGCUUCAGAGUCAUGGCUGCCUUUAUCUGUUUAGACCAGCAACACUUAAAUUGCAGUGCAGUAGCUAUAGAGGAGCAAACUGUUCCAUAUGUAUAUAUCAAAAUCAGCAUUUUCAGCUAAGUUGUGUUCUCUUUUUAAAAAAAGAAAGUUAAGCAAAAACAAUUUUGGCUUGAUCAAUUAACAAGUUGGCCUUGGGAGUGCUGUAAUUUAAAAGAAUAUUUAAUUUGUAAACUAAGCGCAUAUAAAAUAGCAGUGAUUGAGGAAGAGUAAAUGUAGAACACACAUGUCAUUUUCUUAUCACUUUCCUGACCACAACCACACUUCAAUGGUUGAAACAGUGUGUUUAAAAGCCUCUUUUAAAUGUAUUUUCUGGCUUUUAUAAGCUUUAAAGAUUUAUAAGAAACAAUAUUUUUUUAUAGAUUUGAAAGGUUUUUAAUUUAUUGUCUCUUGUUUCAAGGCACUUUGUUUCAAAAAGUAGAUCAGUUUUUUUGCAGUAAAAGUAGUAUGAGGUGGGAUUUAUGUGAUGAGUGCUGCACAGUGCCCUUAGUAAGCCUUGAGUGUUGAAGGGUCAGAUCGAGUGUUGAAGCUUUUGUGUGUUAAAGGCUAAGCUUCAAAAUAAUAAAAGCUGGCAUAAUCCUUACUGGGUUCUGUUUGCAUUUGUGAGGGAGAAAUGUGACUGGCUGUGUAGUUCUUGUAUUAUGUGAGAAUUGGAACAUACAGAUUAAAAAAUGAGUGAGAAGUCAUAAACAUUUAUGUAUAGUCUAAAGAGAAGGGUGAACAAAAGACAUUCAGUGCCUUUGAAAGAUGUAGUCUGUGGUGAUGAUAAAAUUGCUCAUUACAGCACAUUAACCGGUUAAGAAAUAGGUUGUAACUAACUGUACAAACAUCAUCUAUAACAAUUCCUUCAAAAACUCAUAAACUGGUACUUUCUAAUUGAGAUUUGCUUGCUACAUUCAUUAUCAGCAGAUGAAUUAGUUUCUUGAGUGCCUUAGUUAUGCACAGCGUGCUGUAUAUCCAAUGAAAAGGCACUUGUGUAUUUUGUCGGAGGUAUGUUAUACAUCAUUACUUCAAUUGAAUAAUAUUAAAAAUACCUUUUUAAAGGUGAUAGGUUAAUAUCUGAUUCUCUAUAAUACUCAAUUAAAUAUCAGAUGUUCCACCUGUCUUGUGUGCUUUUAAUAUUUUUAAAGAAAAUAAUUUUUUUGCUGACAUAAAUUAACAUUAAUUCUUGAUUCUAAUUGAAUUAGGAUUAAAUAUAAUGGUAGGGUUUUUAUUCAGGUCUGGGGAGUAAGAUUAUUGGUAACAGUUGGGAGAAAAGGGUGGGUGGGUUGGUUGGUUUGUUUGAGUACCAAAGAUUGCUCCCCUACCUCCUUCCACCCCUCUUGCCACCCUCACCCACAAUAAAAAAAAAUAAGCUUGCAUUUGGCUGGAUGUCAUCAGAGAACACAGAAGUGCAGAAUUGAGACAUAGCUGGAGUUAUGAACUCCAGUUUCCUCUUGCUGCAGUGUGUUGGUCCAGUUUAACAAUAGCAUAUUAUGUGUAUCUUAAUUCUUUUAAAAUAACUGAUUAAGAAAUCAAGCCUACUGACUUGAAUAUAAAAGCACAGCUCUCGCAUGAAAUAUUUUCAUUUUCCAAAAUCUUUAAGAUAAAGUUUAAAUUAUUUGGGUUAAUUUAAAUCCAUUGCUGUCUGCUGGAUAAGUGCAAACAGAACAUACUGCCAGCUUUAGUAGCAUAGAAAAGCAGUUGUCAGUUUUCAGCCAUGACCAAAAGUCCUCUAAUGGCUUGAAUAUGGCUUUUACUUUUUGCCUGCUUUUGCAAAAACUUAUGGACUGCAGAAUAUAUACAAUUAAAUGCAGACAUUUUUCCAGUUGGCCCUCCUUUUGCAAUUCUGUAUUACUGUUUUUACAUGUGCCAAGAUGAUUCUUAUUAAUAAAAUAUUUUGUAUUUGAAGUAGCUUAAUCAUCAGAGCAACUUUGCAAUUUCUAAAUAAAACCUAAAACCAAAAUCAAUAGUAAAACAAAGUAAUGUAUUUGAAAUGUACUUUCUUUAGGUAAAAGGCAUAGUUUAAUAACGACUUUCAAUGUCUGGUCUGUCAAAUGAAGGAAUAUCUUGUGCUGUGUUUUAACAUAGCUUAAAUUGGAAAUGCUGCAGUUAUAAUGUUUGAGUGGCAGAUUGCUAAAUGAUCCUGUUAAUGGUACAUGCUUUCUCUCUCAUAAAGAGGAAUACAUCUAGAUGUGCACAGAUUUCAACUGGCAUGAUGAGAAAACUUACUACUUAAUAUUUAAAUGGGAAAUUGGAGAAAGUGAAGGACAUUCUAGGUACUAUUAUGUGGAAACAUUGCAUAAUGUAAAUGGGUAAAUAUAUUGCCUCUUAGUCAAUAGAUGUUUUAUGGCACCAAGUAAAUAAACUUUUUUCCCCAGUAUACCUAGGGAGCAUCAUGACUAGUGAUCUUUGGACAUGGGCACAUCUAGCUCAUUAGUCUGAAUCUAGUUCUGGAUUGAAGUGAUCAAAAGUCAUUAUCACUUAUCGUCUAUAAUAAGGAUAUCAGCCAAAUAAGUUGGUGUUCUCAGACCCUUUCUUAGUAGGUAGGUGGUCUUGUCAUAAAUAUCAAGCACUCUUGUUUGGCAGUCACAGCAAAGAGCUGAAGGAUUGAUGGGCCAUGUAAACUGAAGUUAUCUGCUUUGUUUCUAGAUAUCUCUCCAGAACAGCGUUGAGGUGCAUUGGUUGGGCAGCGUGGGAAUGUUCUUGUAUCCAUUUUGUAAAGAGAUUUUUUUAUUAUUAUUCUAAUGCUGUCAGUCCAAUACCCUUUCACAAGCAUUUAAACUUUUUCCUCUUUUUAAAUUAACAAUUAGUGUCUCAAGUUGCUUAGAAAUACUUUAUUCUUAACUAGAAUUCAAGUAGAUUAGGGCUAUUACCAACUUUUGUCAUCUACCAAUAAUAGCGAGUUUUCUGCAAAGUUGUAAUAUUUCAUUGUAGUUUUGUGAAAUUACAUUAAAAGCUACCUGAAAACAAACACCCCAGUGAUCUGAAAUAUGGUAUAAAUAUAUAACUGACUGAUAAAGGAUGGUGUAGAGAUCUCGAGUCUUGAUAAAAACAAAACAGGGAGAUGUUAGACUGGGGUUUCUCAAUUUUUAUGAGCCAGGCCCCCUCCGCCCCCCAACUUUUUUUAAUAUUGAAGCCUCGCUUCACAAAAUGGGAUUUUCUAAUAUAAUCAGGAUGGAACUGGAGCUAUUAAUAUAUUGAUUCUAAUAAAGGAGAUGCUACUUUACAUAAAUCAGACAGCAAGAUCAACAGACUAAUUGUGCAUAGGCUAGGAAACCUUGUAAAAGCAUUAACCUUAAUACAAAGUUUUCAGGGCAGUAUUUCUCAAUGUCCGCAUCGAAGAGUGCUAGUGGGCGCUGCAACCCUGUGUGCCAGGUCACAAUGCGACUUAUUCAAAUUUGGCCCCCAGAUGACCCUCUGUCAUGAUGGAGGGGUGGCCAACCCGAAUUUGAGUGGCUGCAAUCCUGUGUGUCAGGUCACAGUGUUGCUCACUCAUGUCGUCGUAAUGCCACUCAUUCAAAUUUGGCCUGGCCCUCCCUCAGGAUUGAGGGGUGGCCAAGCAAAAUUUGAGUGAGUGGCA